This is a messenger RNA of Kuraishia capsulata CBS 1993, 603 nucleotides long. RefSeq lists its product as uncharacterized. NCBI's taxonomy places the organism in Eukaryota, Fungi, Ascomycota, Pichiomycetes, Pichiales, Pichiaceae. The transcript has 2 exons. Gene Ontology annotation, cellular component: ribosome; cytosolic large ribosomal subunit. Gene Ontology annotation, molecular function: mRNA binding; structural constituent of ribosome. Gene Ontology annotation, biological process: translation; negative regulation of translation. The coding region runs from base 1 to 603 and encodes 200 amino acids. The record is from RefSeq and is a predicted model, not a curated record.
AUGAGCACUUUUGAACCAGUUGUCGUUAUUGACGGAAAGGGACACUUAUUGGGUCGUUUGGCAUCCAUCGUUGCCAAGCAACUCUUGAACGGUCAACACGUUGUUGUCGUCCGUGCCGAGGCUUUGAACAUCUCGGGUGAGUUCUUCAGAAACAAGUUGAAGUACCAUGACUACCUGAGAAAGGGAACCAGAUUCAACAAGGACCACGGUCCAUUCCAUUUCAGAGCCCCAUCCCGUAUCUUCUACAAGGCCCUCCGUGGUAUGGUUUCCCACAAGACCGCCAGAGGUAAGGCUGCUUUGGAGAGACUUAAGGUGUUUGAGGGUAUCCCACCACCAUACGACAAGAAGAAGAGAGUCGUUGUCCCACAGGCCCUCAGAGUCCUGAGAUUAAAACCAGGCAGAAAAUACACCACUGUCGGUCAACUGUCGUCUGCUGUUGGCUGGAAGUACGAGAGUGUCGUUGACACCUUGGAGGAGAAGCGUAAGGUCAGAUCUGCUGAAUACUACGCCAAGAAGAAGGCCCUCACCAAGAAGCUGAACGCUGCUAAGGCAUCUGUUGCCGAGAGCGAGGCCUCCGCUGCCUUGGCUGCUCUGGGUUACUAA